Messenger RNA from Dreissena polymorpha, 1853 nucleotides. RefSeq names its product mucin-2-like. Bases 38 to 1279 code for a protein of 413 amino acids. The transcript has a single exon. The record is from RefSeq and is a predicted model, not a curated record. Lineage: Eukaryota; Metazoa; Mollusca; Bivalvia; Myida; Dreissenidae.
AGGUCCCUGGGCUGAAGAGGACUAUCCACAUCUUCAUAUGGAUAUCGCUCAGUUGCUUGGGAUUGAGGACCGGUUGGUUUCCAGGGUGCAGAAGAUGAGCGACAUUGUGUUCCAGGCAAUACGAGAAUCAGAAAUCGACAUUAUACCGUCUCCAGUGUCUAUUCACCUGUCUGAUCCAUCAUCACCCGUCCAGCUUCCCCUCCAAUCCAUGCCAUCAUUUUAUUUGUCUCCUCUUCCCACAGUGCCUGCAUCUUCGUUGAUUAUCCCUGUACCAACUUCAACCACCGCAAUCGCCCCUCUCCAGAGAACCAAUGCUGUCACUUCCAUUAUUGCCUCAACAGCAACAAGUUCAAUCUCCAGCCCGACUCCAUCUUCAACUACCAAAAUUGCCCAUCUCCAAAGAACCAAUGAGGUAACUGCCGUCAUCGCCUCCACAGCCACUACUUACCUCUCCAGCCAGACACCAUCUUCAACCAAUCUGUCACCUAUUAGCACGUCUUCUGUCCGUCCUGUUCCAGCCAUGAUGUCGGCGCCUGCAGCUACACUCCAAUCACCUAUCACUGCCAACCUGCCUUCCCUGCCAACAGAAUCUGUUUUCAAGCCACCAGCAACUAUAAGGAGUCCCAUCACCACUUCAUCAACAUUACCCACAACAACAGUCCCUUUUUCUGCCCGAUGCCUUCUUUCGCCUAUUAGAGGUUCAACACCUGUAUCUCACCCAACAUCCACAACCACCGAGGCUCAAAGCGAGGUCGCGAGGUAUUACCCUUCUCCAUUGUCUGUGGUGGAACACUACGUGCCGACCCUUGCCAACACACUCCUGCAAACACAUGCGAAGGCCCUUCUGGUCAGUGGGGCAAUGCCUCUGCUUCCCCCUUCCAAACGUGAUUGGUCUUCUGUUCCAGAUGAGGCAAUAACGCUCGUACAAGGGUUACGCUGGCCACCAAAAGCAUGGAGGAACCUUUCUCCUGACUGCCGAUUACUUGCAUUGGAGUUUGCUGCAACAUCCAUUCUCCAGUCCACUGCUGUAUCAUGGAGCAUCACCAACCGAUGUCUGUUGGUCCAUCAAUUUCAGCACCUGAUGCUCCCUGGUACAGCAAGUAUUCUCCUGGACAGCAGUGGAAAGGCCCGCCACUACUUAUCCGAAACAGUCCGAGAGAUUGUUAGCGGCGUCAGCUCUCUCCCACCAGAAGUCAAAUCUCAAAUACUAAGGACCCUCCCAGAUCAUCAAGAUGAUCCUCUCCUGUCCAUCAUCAAGGACAUUCCAGUCAGGCCCUGAAGGAAGACGAUAUCAUGUUAACUUUGAAUGUUAAAAGUGGUUUAGUAUAAAUAAUUAAAUUUUAUAUGUUUUAAAUAACUGUUAAAAUGUAAUGACAUAAAACAAAGUACUUGUACAUUUCAAACUCCAGGAGUAGUUUAUUUAUUUAAGGUAGGGGAAAUGUAAUAUGUAAUAGUUAUGAUAUCAAUUAAAUCUACUUACAUAUGUUUUAUAAACUCCAGAUACUUGCUAACAAUUCAUUGUUUAUCACAAUACAGUAAUUCCAAUCCAAAAAUACGCUCCAUGUUUGUUUACUAUGACGCUGUCAGCCAGCUGUGUAGGAAUACGACCUAGAUUUUCAAUUGCACAAUAUAAUUUGUUUUUCCUAACUAUUGUUCUCCAAAAUUGAUGGUUUUCACUUGUUUUAUACUCAAACCCGGUUGAGUCGCGGGUCGUUUUGACUCGCGGUAUUUCAUUAGCGCCCUCUGGAUUGUGUUUGUAAACAAACCUGCGUGACCUACUUUUGAAAUCUGAAAGAAAACAUCUUUUGCUGCCAGUAUGAAUAGAUUUUUGGUAAGUAACUACCCAAAAUCGA